This is a messenger RNA of Aureobasidium subglaciale EXF-2481, 1464 nucleotides long. RefSeq lists its product as uncharacterized. The transcript has 2 exons. Lineage: Eukaryota; Fungi; Ascomycota; Dothideomycetes; Dothideales; Saccotheciaceae. Gene Ontology annotation, cellular component: mitochondrial inner membrane. Gene Ontology annotation, molecular function: membrane insertase activity. The record is from RefSeq and is a predicted model, not a curated record. The coding region runs from base 1 to 1464 and encodes 487 amino acids. Gene Ontology annotation, biological process: protein insertion into mitochondrial inner membrane from matrix; mitochondrial respiratory chain complex IV assembly.
AUGAUGAUGCCGAGUAGAGGACUGGCGGGCGCUGUCCGUCAAGGCGCCCGUCUCAAUCGCAGAUUUAUGUCAAGUCCGGCAAGACCAUUGUCUGCACUCAACUCGCGCUCAACAGGCCGCAUCUUCCAAGGAUCUGUCAUCUCGCUCGCCGCACAUGCCCGUCUUGCCUCGACAUCAGCACCCGCUGCUACCCCUGCCGUCUCGCCCGCCACGACGGCUACUCCUCCUCCUCCUCUUCCUACCUCUGCUACCGACGCACUCGCAACCGACAGCAACCCUUUCGACAUCAGCGGUGCCACGGACUUUACAAACAUCCCCGAACAACUCGGCUUCCUGAAAGAGAUGGGUCUUGACUACGGAUGGGGUCCCACAUCGGUCAUCGAAUGGUCUCUCGAACACGUCCACGUCUUGUCUGGCAUGCCCUGGUGGGGUUCCAUUGCCGCAACUGCUCUGCUGUACCGUCUGGCCUUGGUGCCCAUGUUCAUGAAGGCGAGCGAGAACGGUGCCAAGAUGCGCGCAAUGCAGCCCAUCACAAAGCCCAUGAACGACAAGAUGAUGGACGCCAUGAGAAACGGCGACAGAGUUACUGCCAUGCAAUUGCGCCAGGAGCUCAUGCGGAUCAACAAGGCCUCGGGUGUCAGCACUUUCGGUGCGCUUGUCCCUAGUGUUGUCCAGGGUGUCUUUGGUUUCUGUGCUUUCCGUCUGCUGCGUGCCAUGGCCAACCUCCCCGUGCCUGGUCUCGAGACUGGUGGUUUCCUCUGGGUCACCGAUCUCACUCAAACAGACCCCUACUUCCUUCUUCCUGUCAUCAUGGGCGGUACUCUUCACAUGGUCCUGCGCAUGGGCGGCGAGACCGGUGCUCCCAUGUCUGAAGGCAUGAAGCCUUUCUUGCUCUACGUUUUCCCCGGUAUUGUCUUCAUCACCACUGCCUGGCUCCCCGCUGCUCUCAACGUCUGGCUCUGUACCACCGGUCUCAUGGGUGUCGCUCAGGUCCACCUCUUCAAGCGCCCUGAGCUACGUCGCUUCUUCGGCCUGACCCCCAUGGUCGACCCUGCACAAGCACAGCGCGAUGCCGUUGCCGCUGGUCUCGUCAAGGAAGAAACAAAGACAAUCGACGUCAAGGCAAAAUCAUACCCCACCGUCCAAAGACCUGUCUACCAAGCACCCAACGUAAAGUUUUCCGCCAACUCUUCAUCUCCCAAGCAAAACGCCUCCUCAGCAUCAGCCGCUACCGCCAUGCAAGCCCCCCAAAGCCCCUUCGAUAGCGUCAAGGGCAAGAGCUUCGGCGUCUUCAACAAACUUGGCGAGCAAUGGGAGACCACAAAGAAGAGCUUGAACGACGCUGCCAUCAGAAUGAGGGGAGCCGCCAACAAGCCCCAGAGCAAGACUCGCUCCGCUGAAUUCAUGAAGGCAGCAGAAGAAUACGAGCGCAAGUGGCAAAAGUUCAACAAGAAGUCAGAAUAA